Messenger RNA from Vespa crabro (European hornet), 2271 nucleotides. RefSeq lists its product as uncharacterized. Bases 836 to 1480 code for a protein of 214 amino acids. The transcript has 3 exons. Lineage: Eukaryota; Metazoa; Arthropoda; Insecta; Hymenoptera; Vespidae. The record is from RefSeq and is a predicted model, not a curated record.
AUAUAUAUAUCUUUUUUCUAUUUCUUUUUUUCUUUUCCUUUUUUUUUUCUACUUCCGAUAUAUUCGCACGAACGGUAAUUAAUCGAAAUUGAAAAUUGUACGUAAGUUUCGAUGAACAAAUAAUUUUUUCGAUUUAUCAUUUCACUCAUUUCUUCAUACACACAGACACACAGAUACACAUACAUACAAAUAUGUCAAAUAAAUUAUACGUCCAAUCGAAUAGAUCGAAAUUAAUAUAACAUGUUUAUUAUAAUUUUAUUUACAUAAUUUCAUCUUCCGACGAGAUACGCGCGACAUACAUUACGUCGUACAAGAAAAUGUGUGUCAGCAUCGAUUUGUGUUUAACGAUAUGUGGGUGAGUAAAGAACGUUGGCUAUUCGUUGAAUCUUUCUAUCGCUCGUUUUUUCUCUUUCUUAUUUUCUCUUUUUUUUUCUUUUACCCUUCCUGUCUUUUUUCUUUCUUUUUUUUUCUUUUUCUUUUUUUUUUUUUUAUAACAUCUCCUUUCUGUGUAAAACACAUUUACAAUACACAAUACGUGUACGUAACACUAUUUAAAUCGAUCAAUUUAUGAAUUAUUAUAAUAAUGAUGAUCUUUUUUUUUUUUUUCUGAAUAAACGCACGGGUCUUUACACUGCCUGAUCAAUCACAUCACCCCUCCUCAUACCCCACCCCACCAUCCUCCCUUUCCUCACCACACACUUCCCUGGCAUCAUAAAUGGAAAAGCAUUGAUUUCUGAAGAUAAUUAAAUAAGUAUAGGAUACAGUUGUACGCAUAUAAGAAAGAAAUUACAAAUGUUAUAUAUUUGUUUUCUUAUAACGAUCUUCGGCUGUCAUCAUGAAGCGUCAACAAAUCACUUUGGAUCUUUCAAAUAUGGUGUACACAGCUUUCUCCUAUUUGGCAUUAGCCGGAGCAGUCUGGAUUUUCUUGAGACUACUUCAGGCAUGCUUUUGGCUUCCUCGGCAUUUGAAGAAACAAAACAACGUGCAACAAAUGUUGCAGGAUAAGGUGGACAGUUACGAAAAAUAUAUAUUGGAAUGCGAAGAGAAGGAGAAGACAAUGAUAUUGGACGGAGAGAGUACGGAAGAGCAAAAUGUCGACAUUACGAAGAAAUGGUUGGAACGUAGAGAAUGUUUGGAAAUGUUGAAGCAAGAAUUGAAGAAGAUAGAAAAUGGCGAUGAGAUCAAUUAUGAUGAUUAUCUUUCGGAAUUAGACGAGGAGAUGAAAGAGGAAAUGAAUGAGAAGGAGAUGAAGAAGGAUAAGGAAGAUGGGAAGGGAAAAAAAUGUGAGAAGGAAGAAGAAGCGAUGAUGACGGAAAUAGGAGAGGUAAAAAUUUCUGAGAAAGGAAGAAAACCUAACGAUAAGAAAUCGUCGGGCAAACAUGACGAUGCAUCGUCGAAAAUGUCUGAAGAUAUGGAUUUAUUGAUCGGUAAAAAAGAAAAUGAAGAGAAAGAGGAAAAUAUGAUAAAGAAAGACAAAUAAUAUAUAUAUAUAUAUAUAUAUAUAUUUCUUUAUCCUUUUAUCUUCAUUCGACUAUUUGAUCUUGUGAUUUUAAUUAUUUAUUUAUUUUUUUUUUUCUUGAGAAUUUCUUUUGCAUUCUCUCUCUCUCUCUUUUUUUUUUAUCAUAUAAACCUUUCGUAUUUCAGCACAAAAGGAAGAGAUUCCUUCGACCUUACGUUUCCUUAUUUUUUUUUUUCCUUUUUUUUUUAAUAUUGUCCUUCACAAAAUAAAUUAUUUUAUAAAAUUUUAACGAAGUAACGACUUUUGAAAUAUCAUCGUAGGAAUAAUUCGUAAUCUCUAUAAUUCUCUUUCUUUCUCUUUCUCCGUUUCUUUUUCUUUCUGCUCAUACCCUGUCAUGGCGGCCGUUUAGUCGAAUUAUCAAGAAAAAUGUAUUUUUUAUAUACGACACUUUGUAAUAAAAAGAAAAGUGUAUAUAGAUGAUAUAUUAUAGUAAUGUAUAGUAAUGAUAUAUAAAUAUAUAAGACGAGAGUGUGUUCUCAACAUAUAUAUAUAUGUAUACGUAUAUAUAUAUAUAUAUAUAUAUAUAUAUAUAUUUAUAUUUAUAUAAUAUAGAUAUAAUAAAUCAAUCGUAAUAUACAUAUAUAUACACAUGUGAAACGAUAUUUUUAAGGCCUAUACUUUAUUCGUCGUAUUCGCAUAAUCUUUUGUUUUCACACACCUGAUUGUAUAAUAAAAAAGAGUUAUUAUACUUUAGGCACAUGUUUCAUUUACUAUAUCAUGUAUUAACCAUUUUGAUCUUCCAUUUUUUUCUU